Messenger RNA from Anisakis simplex (herring worm), 330 nucleotides. NCBI's taxonomy places the organism in Eukaryota, Metazoa, Nematoda, Chromadorea, Rhabditida, Anisakidae. The record is from the annotation of a GenBank genome assembly.
AUGAGCAGAGAGACAUCUAGUAGAAUUCGUGGCGUCGGCACGACGUCCACCGCAGCGGGACGGGGAGGAGGCCGAGGUCGAAUGGCCGCAGUCGGCUCAGCCGGAUCAUUCUCGAAUAUUGGAGGUGACUCGAUGUCCGAGCUAACCAGCGGAAUGACUGGAUUGAGUGUGCCGGUGGUGAGUGAGCUUUUAGCGAGACCGGGUACGGGUAAAGUGGGCCGGCAUAUUGCUUUGAUAGCGAACUAUUACGAGUUGACGUUGAACAGCAAAAUAACGCUGUUCAGAUAUGAAAUAGUAAUAUCGAGACCUGGUAGGAGAACGAGACUGGAC